AUGAGAGGAUCACCUGGACCUAAAGGCUUGCCAGGCUAUAAGGGUGAGAAGGGAGCACGGGGGAUUCCGGACCCACAGGUCCAAAAGGAGACAAGGGAGCAAAUGGGCUGCCUGGGAUGCUGGGACAGAAGGGUGAAAUGGGACCCAAGGGUGAGCCUGUUGUCCCAGGGAAAUGUGGCCCUACAGGACGACCAGGCAAGAGAGGCAAACAGGGGCCUGAUGGAGAGAGAGGUUUUCCAGGGCCAGUGGGUCCCAUUGGUCCACCUGGACCCAGGGGCCACCCGGGACCUCCUGGGGUACCUGCAUCAGAUAAUUGUUGUGAGCAGUGAGGAAGAGCUAAAAGGUCUCUAUGAAGAUAACGCACUCGCCUUCAGGAAGGAUCAGAGGUCUCUUUACUUCAGAGAUGAAAAUGGAUGGGAGCUCAUGGUACAGCUCAUGCUGAUGCCACUCCAGGCGACCGAGAGGAUGAGGAAUGGGAAUGUAGUCUGCGGUGAUGGAAAGUUGCAGGAACUCAAUGGGGAAGAAUGCGACGACGGAAACAAGGUUGUUACGGAUGACUGCGUAGAGAUUUUAAGCUGA
Messenger RNA from Sinocyclocheilus grahami, 579 nucleotides. RefSeq names its product acetylcholinesterase collagenic tail peptide-like. The record is from RefSeq and is a predicted model, not a curated record. NCBI's taxonomy places the organism in Eukaryota, Metazoa, Chordata, Actinopteri, Cypriniformes, Cyprinidae. Bases 1 to 579 code for a protein of 192 amino acids. The transcript has 9 exons.